GGAAGAAGCCUCGGCACAAGGCACUUAUAGGGCCGGGAAUGGGGGUGUCGCCGCCGCCCAGUCAGCUCCGUGUCCACCGAUCCUCCGCCGGUGCCGCGACGACAGCGCGGCACCCCCGCCCAGCCCUCUGUCCACUCCGUGCCCAGAACCGGCCUGCGGAGCCCGGAGCCAGGGCCGCGUCCCCGCCAUGCCGGCCCGAUGGCUGUUGCUCCUGCUGGCGCUGCUGCUACCGCCGCCCAGCCCCGGGAGUUUUGGAAGUGCCAGCACAGUAACACUGCCUGAAACCCUGUUGUUUGUUUCAACCCUGGACGGAAGUUUGCAUGCUGUCAGCAAGAGGACAGGCUCGAUCAAGUGGACUUUAAAAGAAGAUCCAGUCCUGCAGGUCCCAACACACGUGGAAGAGCCUGCUUUCCUCCCAGAUCCCAACGAUGGCAGUCUGUACACACUUGGAGGCAAGAACAACGAAGGCCUGACGAAACUUCCCUUUACCAUCCCAGAAUUGGUUCAGGCAUCUCCAUGCCGAAGUUCAGAUGGAAUCCUCUACAUGGGUAAAAAGCAGGACAUUUGGUAUGUUAUAGAUCUCCUGACUGGAGAGAAGCAGCAGACUUUGUCAUCAACCUUUGCAGAUAGUCUCUGCCCAUCAACUUCUCUACUGUAUCUUGGACGGACAGAAUAUACUAUCACCAUGUAUGACACCAAGACCCGAGAACUUCGUUGGAAUGCCACCUAUUUUGAUUAUGCGGCCUCACUGCCCGAGGAUGAUGUGGACUAUAAGAUGUCCCACUUUGUGUCCAAUGGUGAUGGACUAGUGGUAACUGUGGACAGUGAUUCUGGGGAUGUCUUGUGGAUCCAAAACUAUGCCUCUCCUGUGGUAGCCUUCUAUGUCUGGCAGCGGGAGGGCCUGAGAAAGGUGAUGCACAUCAAUGUCGCUGUGGAGACUCUACGCUACUUGACCUUCAUGUCUGGGGAAGUGGGGCGCAUCACCAAGUGGAAGUAUCCAUUCCCCAAGGAGACAGAGGCCAAGAGCAAGCUGACGCCUACCCUGUACGUUGGGAAGUACUCCACUAGCCUCUAUGCCUCUCCCUCAAUGGUGCACGAGGGGGUUGCUGUAGUGCCACGAGGCAGCACUCUUCCUUUGCUGGAGGGUCCCCAGACAGAUGGUGUCACCAUUGAAGACAAAGGAGAGUGUGUGAUCACCCCCAGCACAGACCUCAAGUUUGACCCUGGACUCAAAGGGAAGAGCAAGCUGAACUACUUGAGGAAUUACUGGCUUCUCAUAGGACACCAUGAAACUCCUCUGUCUGCAUCUACCAAGAUGCUCGAGAGAUUCCCCAACAACCUGCCCAAACAUCGGGAAAAUGUGAUUCCUGCUGAUUCGGAGAAAAGGAGCUUUGAGAAAGUUAUCAACCUGGUUGUUGACCAGACUUCAGAAAACACACCAACCACUGUGUCUCAGGACGUGGAAGAGAAGCUGGUCCAUGCCCCCGCUAAGCCUGAGGCCCCCGUGGACUCCAUGCUUAAGGACAUGGCUACUAUUAUCCUGAGCACCUUCCUGCUGGUUGGAUGGGUGGCCUUCAUCAUCACUUACCCCCUGAGCAUGCAUCAGCAGCGCCAGCUCCAGCACCAACAGUUCCAGAAGGAACUGGAGAAAAUUCAGCUCCUGCAGCAGCAGCAGCUGCCCUUCCACCCGCAUGGAGACCUUACUCAGGACCCUGAGUUCCUGGAUUCAUCUGGCCUCUUCUCAGAGAGCUCAGGCACCAGCAGCUCCAGCCCGUCCCCCAGAGCCUCCAACCACUCACUCCACUCCAGCAGCUCUGCCCUCAAGACUGGCACUAACCCCUCCCUGGAGCAGGAUGAUGAGGAUGAGGAAACUAGAAUGGUGAUUGUUGGGAAAAUUUCAUUCUGCCCCAAAGAUGUUCUGGGCCAUGGAGCUGAGGGCACAAUUGUAUACAAAGGCAUGUUUGACAACCGUGAUGUGGCGGUGAAGAGGAUCCUCCCUGAGUGUUUUAGCUUUGCAGACCGUGAGGUCCAGCUGCUUCGAGAAUCAGAUGAGCAUCCAAACGUGAUCCGCUACUUUUGCACAGAGAAGGACCGACAGUUCCAAUACAUUGCCAUUGAAUUGUGUGCAGCCACUCUGCAAGAGUAUGUGGAGCAGAAGGACUUUGCCCACCUUGGCCUAGAGCCCAUCACCUUGCUUCAGCAGACCACCUCAGGCCUGGCACACCUGCACUCUCUCAACAUAGUUCACAGAGACCUGAAACCCCACAACAUUCUCCUCUCCAUGCCCAAUGCACAUGGCAAGAUCAAGGCCAUGAUCUCUGACUUUGGCCUCUGCAAGAAGCUGGCAGUGGGUAGGCACAGUUUCAGCCGUCGUUCAGGGGUACCUGGCACUGAAGGCUGGAUCGCCCCAGAGAUGUUGAGUGAAGACUGCAAGGAGAACCCUACCUACACAGUGGACAUCUUCUCUGCAGGCUGUGUUUUUUACUAUGUCAUCUCUGAGGGCAACCAUCCUUUCGGCAAGUCCUUGCAGCGGCAGGCCAACAUCCUUCUGGGCGCCUGCAGCCUUGACUGCUUCCACUCAGACAAGCACGAGGAUGUCAUUGCUCGUGAAUUGAUAGAGAAAAUGAUUGCAAUGGAUCCCCAGCAGCGACCCUCUGCAAAGCAUGUGCUAAAACACCCAUUCUUCUGGAGCCUGGAAAAGCAGCUGCAGUUCUUUCAGGAUGUGAGUGACCGAAUAGAAAAGGAGUCCUUGGAUGGCCCGAUAGUAAGGCAGUUGGAGAGAGGAGGGAGAGCUGUGGUGAAGAUGGACUGGCGGGAGAACAUCACUGUCCCCUUGCAGACAGAUCUGCGAAAAUUCAGAACCUACAAAGGUGGCUCCGUCAGGGAUCUCCUCCGAGCCAUGAGAAAUAAGAAACACCACUACCGAGAGCUCCCCGUGGAGGUUCAGGAGACGCUGGGCUCCAUCCCUGAUGACUUUGUGCGCUAUUUCACAUCACGCUUCCCCUACCUCCUCUCACACACCUACCGAGCCAUGGAGCUGUGCAGGCAUGAGAGACUCUUCCAGACCUACUACUUGCACGAGCCCACAGAACCCCAGUGACUCCAGACGCGCUCUGAGCUAGGGCAGCCCCUCUAGUCUGGUGGCCCAACAGUGACCAUGGGCCCAACUUCUGCAUUUCAUAGCUUGCUACCCCUGGGAUUAGCAGGAAGACUAAGCUUCUCAAACCAAGUGCCUUGAGCUGCUACCCUGCAGCCAGAAGAGGACAGUGCUGAUCCUAGGAAGCAGGAGAGGUGGCCCUUCAUGACUACAGACAGCUGAAGCCAUGUGGCCCUGAAGCCUUGUAGUCGGGGUUGUGUACAAAGGUGGGCCUGUCCCAGAGGCUGCAAAAGGAGCAGCACCAACGUUCCCUGGAUGAGCUUGCUUCCCUUUCACUGGAUGAACUCUCUUCCACUUACAUUUCUUUCUAAAAUUCCUGUGGGGAGGCACUUUGGGGGCCUUUCAGUGAGGGAGUAGAGGAAUCCUGUUUUGCCUGCAUGCUAGGAGCAGCCUGGCUGGGGUACAGCAAGUGCACCCUCUGCUAGAAAUGGUUUGAGAAACACAGCGUGCUAAGGAAGAGGGCGAUCAGAGGUGUUGUCCUGGAGACAGGAGGCUCCUCCACGUUACUGGUAGCCUGUGUUGCCUUGUGCAGCAAGUUGUAAAUGUGGGCAUGGAGUUAGAGACUGGUUAGCCAUGCAUCUGGACAGCUGAGGUAUAUCUGUGGGAAAGGAGGAUGAAGAGGAGGUCAGUUCUGGGUAUGGUGCUGGCCCAGCACAAGUGGCCUAAAUAGUAGCCCCUGAUAGACUGAAUCCUGGCCAUGUGAGCCAGAGAUGAAGAGUUCCCUAGCCAGGAAGGCUGCUAAGACCAGACAGGGACAGAGACAGGUAUUCGGGGCCAAGGGUCACUUGGAGGGCUCAGAACCAGAAGGAGAGUGAUAGGGCCCUUCUGCCUCAGAGGAUAGCGAUGAGCUUACACAUGGUGAGCAAAGCCCUGGGGUAGAGAACCAAGGCCAGGGCCACCGCACGCUUUUUAGGCCAGAUUUUCUGUUUCUGGCAAAUUUUAAUGAGUGUAUUUUGAUCGUAUUGCAGAAAGCUGCAUUUGCUCAAGUAAGUUAAAUGUAGCUUGAUGCUUGUGAAAAAGAAAUGCAAGAUAUAUCUUCUAUUUUGUGUAAUACCAAAAAUCGCCAUUCCCUCAAGAAUGCAGAACAUUGUCUAAUGUGAAAGAGUAAGGCAUUCUAGCAACACUACGUAAAUGUGUUCCUGUCAAAGUAAUUAUGUCAGUACCAGUUUUCUCUAAAAUUAAUUUUAACUUUAGUUCCAGUCAGAAUUUACUGUCUUCUCCCUCCCAAGACCUUAGAGGUUAGAAUGCAGUCAGGGGGAAGAUUUUGUGUGGGCUCCCUAGAGUUAGUGAGGUCUCUACUGUGCAGUCCUGAUGAGCUGAGGCUCCAUUCUGCUCUGUGCUGAGAGUAGCCUCGGCAGCUUCUGCACUGACUGGAGCUGUUGCUGCUGCAUCCCCGAGAGGUCUUCUGGAGGGCUGGUACCAGGGCCACUUACCCAAAGCUUCCUCUGCUGCUGUAGAAUCUGAUUCCCUUACUUUCAUAGUGGCUAAAGUGAACUUUUUCUUAAUCUCUUACAUCUUUGAUCCUCAUGGGUGACCCUGUUUAGACCUUGGGACCUCAGUCCCGUAGUUGGCUUCCUGCUCAUCACUGUGCCAGGGGGUGCAAGAGGGAACAGCCCAAGACCAAUGCAGGAGGUGGAAGCCGUGCAGUCUAACCAGUGCCUGGGGACUGCUGCUUACCCUGUUCCUCACAGCUAAGCUUCCCUUUGGGAAGUGCUGAAGGCUUUUGUAAAAGCCAGCUUGGUAUUACCUCCCAGUUUGCCUGGGGUCAGCUUCUCAAAAGUCCUUGCCACUUAGCAGAUCAGUUCCUAGCCAAUCAAAUUUCCAAAAGUCCUCUAUUGAUCAUACUUAUUUGAAACUUUCUGUAGAGCUAGGUGGGACAUGAGACACUUGGGACACAGAUGACAGCACAGAAAGACUUGUGCCUUAAAGCCUCGUGAGAGUCAUUAGCACACAAGCAUCAGGGCAGAAAGGAAACUCAAGUGGGUAGGAAGGAUGUAUAUUUGGGGUUUGCCCCACUUGUGCCUUAAAACUGUCCAUCUCAGAACCAGUCAGCUUGUGGUCAGCUCGCCUCUGUGUGUCCUCUAGGAACAAGGCAGUUGUUAGCUCUCUGGGUGUCACGAAAACACUGGGCAUCUGGGGUGCUCAGCAAGAGAUGCUGUCUGCCUUCAGGCCCGGGCAGCUCUGUGCAUUGUAGCAUCUUGAGAGGCUGCUGGGAUCCCUGGAAGACUGCCCAGCACCUUCAGCUUUAGGAUGGAAUCGAGCUGUGGGAUGUUAUCUUUGUUAAAACCUUGUCUUGUGUUGAGAUUUAAGUUUAGGAAAUGUGCCGAGUCAUUAAGCACCAAAGCACUUGCACUUUUGGGAACAUAGGUAUCACUGGGCCAUCUAGAGACUGACGUGAACCUCUGCAGAGUUGUCCCCUGCUCUCAGUAAAGCAGUAACUGUAGGCUCUUCCCGUGAUGCAUUACAGAGAAGGUGGAGGUCUGGGGUCAGCAGACGCAGCCAAGUGCUCUCUACCCAACAUGGGAUGAGAGGCUGCUCAGACUCCACUUGAUUUUAUGGAGGACUUGUGCACAUGUAAUUCAGUCAGCUGCUGCUGUGACCCAUCUGCAGAGUCACCUCUGGCUGCAAGCUCUCCUGUGCUGGUCACUUGCUUGUCAUCUGCAGGGCUUUGGUCCUGUGUGACGUUCUGCAGGUCCCACCCUCCAGCUCUGCCAGGAUUCUUCCAUCUGCUUCUGGCUCUGUUCCUUGUUCAUUGUCUUCAUCAUCCAGAGGUGCAGAAAGAGCAAGCAACAGCUGCCCUCUGAAAUCCCUCUUCAUGUUUCUCUGUGAUUGCUUCUCCAACAGCUCUAUCCUUACCCAUCACUCACAUCUGGAAGCCAGGGUGUUGGCCACCAGGGGUCUGCUUCCCCUGAAGGUUAUCAGACCUCCAACUGAGGUCUGAAUUCUUUGAAGCCAAAGUGCCUGCUCUCUUCCCUAUUCUUGGUUUUCAUUAUAAACUAGUGAUUGGCCUUCCAUGUGUAAUUCUGGUUGCUUUGGGCACUUAGGUCUCUUAUGUUGUUUCUAGAAAGACACAGAGGCUGUGUCAUCUGUGCUGAGCCUCCCUCUGGAGCAGCCUUAGCUACACUGCUUGCCAGAGUCCUGUGGCCUCAUGUCUCCUGUUGCCCAUGUGUUUGGUGGGUAUAGUAUUCCUUCCCAGUGUCCCUAAAACUGUGAUGGGGAGUCCCCACUCACCUACUCACCUAAGCAUUACCAGCCAGCUAUGUGGCGUCCCCAUACAAGGACCUUGUGUAGUUCUUUUUGCAACGACCUAUUUAUUGAAUCUAUUUAUAUUUAUUUAAUUUUUACUCUGAAGUUAUCUGGUUACAAUUGCACUUGCUUAAAGCACAUCAGAUCUGUUUUGAAUACCCUGACCAUUUUAAAACUGGAAAAGGAAAGUCACACUGUAUCCUGCCACCUUAUGGUAGCCUUAUCUGUAAAGGGUAAAUAGUUUGGUCUGGGUAAAAUGUUAAUUUUUAGACGAUUUUUUUAAAAUCAUGUGCCAUGUGUCUUCUCUGUGGACAGGUAAUUGUUUAAUUGAUAUGUGCUGAUUGUAUGAUUCACUCCUCUUCAUGGAAACUAAAAUAUUCUUUUUAGCUUUAUAUUUUAUAAACUGCCAGAUUGUACAACUUUUAUGUGUAUUUUUUAAAGCUCAUGAUAUGAGGGCCGUUAUCUAAGGUAAACGGCCUAUUUUUGUACCUCUUGUACAGUUUUAUAAUUCUGCUCAUUGAUGAAGGUGAUUUAUGCUGAGCCAACCACAAAUAAAGGUAGUUUUAGAUUUGGGA
Messenger RNA from Mesocricetus auratus (golden hamster), 6978 nucleotides. It is a transcript of the gene Ern1, whose product is annotated as endoplasmic reticulum to nucleus signaling 1. The transcript is spliced from 22 exons. The record is from RefSeq and is a predicted model, not a curated record. Lineage: Eukaryota; Metazoa; Chordata; Mammalia; Rodentia; Cricetidae. Gene Ontology annotation, cellular component: IRE1-TRAF2-ASK1 complex. Gene Ontology annotation, molecular function: RNA endonuclease activity; ATP binding; protein serine/threonine kinase activity. Gene Ontology annotation, biological process: IRE1-mediated unfolded protein response; protein phosphorylation; intrinsic apoptotic signaling pathway in response to endoplasmic reticulum stress. The coding region runs from base 188 to 3100 and encodes 970 amino acids.